AUGGGGUGCUGCCCAGGGGACUGCUUCAACUGCUGCACCCAGGAACAAGACUGCUGUGAGGAGUGUUGCUGCCAGCAAAACUGCUGCGGCUGCUGCGGCUCGUGCUGCGGCUGCUGCGGCUCGUGCUGUGGCUGCGGGGGCUCCAGCUGCGGCGGUGGCUGCUGUGGAUCUGGCUGUGGGGGCUGCGGGGGCUGUGGAGGUGGCUGCUGUGGCUCCAGCUGCUGCGGUGGCUCCGGCUGCUGUGGUGGUGGCUCCGGCUGCUGUGGCCCCGUGUGCUGCCAGCCCACAGCUGUAUGCGACACGAAAUGA
Molecule: messenger RNA, 309 nt
Organism: Ochotona princeps (American pika)
Lineage: Eukaryota; Metazoa; Chordata; Mammalia; Lagomorpha; Ochotonidae
Product: keratin-associated protein 17-1
Exons: 1
Coding region: 1-309 (102 amino acids)
Source: RefSeq, a predicted model, not a curated record